AAGGGAUACCCUGCCCUUUCCCUGCAGCUGGUAAUACUACAUUUUACCAAUUCUCCAUCUAACUCUGUUAAUUGGGGGAUUCCAUCUCCAAGUCAGUUUAAGAAACACAAGCAAACAAACAGCGCAUAUCAGCCAGGUCUGUGUGUGCUGAGUGUGAGAACAGAGCCGCUGUGCACUGCAUUCCCUGUGUGCAAACACUGUCCCUGCAUGUACAGUCUGGGAUAAAACAAGAGACACGCAACAGAAAGAGAAAGGGACAAGCCGGGCCUUUGUUAACAUUGUGCUCCGCACCUGUACAAAAGGAUUGUACGGUGGAUAAGGUCCCUGUUAUAGGAACUGGAAGUGGGUGCAGCUCAAGUCCCAUUGGCACUGAGAUCGUUCCCUCUGAGAAGCCUCCAGUUGCAAUUACCAGUCCCUGUCUCUAGGAACAAUGCAUGGCUGUCAUAGACUGUUGAUGAUGUUCGCCAUCUCACUGUUCCUGACUGUAGCCUUCAGCUCAGACUCUUCCAAGGCUUUAAAAGGACGAAAGAAAGGUCAAAAAGGAAAAGCUUCUCCAGAUCCUGUGCUUGGAGGAAACUCCUUUGCUCCAUCUCAGUUUUAUAGCCUGGUGGAGGAUUAUGAGAAGAGUCUGAUUGAGAUGGUCAACCAGCUGAGAAACACCUCUGACCUGUCAGGAAACCGCUGUGAGGUGAACCUGAGACUAUGGCUCUCAAACAGAAGAAGUCUAUCUCCGUGGACCUAUAUCAUAAAUCAUGAUGAAAACCGAAUUCCAAUGGAUAUACCAGAAGCACGUUGCUUGUGCAACGGGUGCGUUAACCCUUUCACCAUGCAGGAGGAUCACAGCAUGUCCAGUAUUCCAAUCUACAGCAAGAUCCCUGUAAGGAGAAGGAUGUGUGAGCCAACCUCUCAAGGACUCAGAGCACGCAGAAGGAAGAAGUGCCACAAGGAGUAUGUAGCAGUCAUGGAGAAUAUAGCAGUCGGUUGCACCUGUAUUUUCUGAAAGCAUCACUUACCUCUCCAUUCAUCACACAAAUCCAUUUGGGGGGUGCUCACUAACAGAACACCAAGAAGUUAAUUCUCCUUUUUCACUUUAGACUGCCUUCUAUAUUGACCACAUUCUGAACAAAUAUCAUUAUGCUAACAUGCAUCUGACAAAAUUACCGUAACCUUCGGAAGUCUUAAGGGGGAGAUUACCUGUAAAUUAUCCAUAUCUACUGUGGAGGCCUGCUAUACAAUGGUGUCUCUAGGACUCCACUUUAAAACAGGGGUAUGUCUUGCCUGUCUUUUUCCAUUGUACAACGUGAUGGUGCUUUUCAAAUAAAACAUAUUAAUUAUA
Molecule: messenger RNA, 1336 nt
Organism: Spea bombifrons (plains spadefoot toad)
Lineage: Eukaryota; Metazoa; Chordata; Amphibia; Anura; Pelobatidae
Gene: IL17B
Product: interleukin 17B
Exons: 3
Coding region: 431-1000 (189 amino acids)
Biological process (GO): inflammatory response
Cellular component (GO): extracellular region
Molecular function (GO): cytokine activity
Source: RefSeq, a predicted model, not a curated record